AUGAGUUUUUGUUUGCGUAUUCUAACCUGCUAUUUCCUGCUUUGUGCAUUUUCUUUUCCCAGCCCUUCGGAGGAGAAUGGGGAUAGAAAGGGGCUCUUGAGGGCCUACAUCCAGCGCCUGAGAGGUGAGCAGCGCGCCCUGAAGCUACCUCCGUACCACCCAAAGGUCCGUGCUGGGAUCGAGGCCGGAGAGGCAGAAGAGGCACGGAAAACUCUGCAAGAGGCCCUCCCUUCCGGAAAUGCAUCCUACAUAAUGGAGAAGGCACAUUUGCUGGAGGAGCUGCAGGCAGCCAGGGGGGCCUUGGCGGAGCUAAAGGGCAGGCUGCACAUGGCAGAGAAGGAGAAGCAGCGGCUGGGGCUCCAGACCUACACCCUCCGUUCCCAGGAGGCUGCCUUCCAGCUGAUGGUGCAGAUCAUCCAGGAGGAACGGGAUGAGCUCCAAGGAAAACAACAGCAGCAGGCCCUCUCCUCUGGAGAAAGCAGUCCCACCAGCAGCAGUGACUCAGAGAAAGGCGAACCCAUGGCCUUUUCCAAAGCCAGGUUAGUAGAGAUUGAGAAUGACCUCCCGGUUACUUUGCCUCCGGUUACUGACUUCCAAAUUAACUUGUCCGGAGAAAUGGAAAAAUCCGUGCGUCUCCGAACGCCGGGCCUCGUGGGGAACUGCUCUUUGGCAGCCUGCCCUGCAAUCCCAUUAGAAGGGCUUGAUUACACCGUGCGCCUUUAUUCACCCCGCAACCAGCCCAAGUACAGUGGGGUCCCCUCUGUUCCCAAAUCCGUCGGCACGAAGCCGAUUUCCGAGACGUCCUGCUGCGUCUCAAUUACUCUGUCCUUUUUGAAGGUCCUGCUCUGA
This is a messenger RNA of Anolis sagrei ordinatus, 849 nucleotides long. The record is from RefSeq and is a predicted model, not a curated record. Lineage: Eukaryota; Metazoa; Chordata; Lepidosauria; Squamata; Anolidae.